Messenger RNA from Caenorhabditis angaria, 314 nucleotides. The record is from the annotation of a GenBank genome assembly. NCBI's taxonomy places the organism in Eukaryota, Metazoa, Nematoda, Chromadorea, Rhabditida, Rhabditidae.
AUGACAUAUGCCGAGAAAAUCAAUUUUUUUAAAAUGGCUGUCGAAGAAAUUGAACCGAUUUUGAAAGUCGAUAAAAGAAAAGGGAAAUUUUUCCGAAGUUCCGUAGUUUUGAUGGAUAUCAUGAAUAUCUUGCAAUGUUUGGAUUUGAGCGGUAUCUUUAUUAACCACGUAUGUUCUAAUUAUGGGAAUCACCAACAAUAUAAUCACUGAUUUGUUUACAGAUUCAGAUUGUCAACGACAAAUACGAUGAGAUUGUUGAUCUCUUUGCGGAUAUUGGAUAUGAGCUGGUUCCAGUUCCAUCACCACCACCAUAA